GGAACAUAGAAGACAGUUGCGUGGCGCUUGGCGCAGCGAGGACACUUCCUGCCCAGGAGCUUCCACGCCGUCCGACUUUCUGCGGCUGUAUACGGAGUUGCUUCGGUAGCCGGGGAGCUGGAGGGGAACCUGUUUUGAGAUCAAUUCUUGGAGAACACAAAGAAGUGUGGUGGUGUGUUCCAGGAUUGAACCAGCUGCCCUUUGACCCUGCCAACAACAACGAACCCCUGCAGUUUGCUAGUGCCAGUGGCCCUCUGGUCACAGAAGGCCUCAUUGAGAAUGGAGGGGAAUCAAGCAAGAAAAGAAAGAGAACAAAUGCUCCUUCAGGUGAUAAUAGUAGAACUGUGAAUGUGGAUUCCACUGCAAUGACGCUACCUAUGUCUGAUCCAACUGCGUGGGCCACAGCAAUGAAUAAUCUUGGAAUGGCACCACUGGGAAUUGCUGGACAACCAAUUUUACCUGACUUUGAUCCUGCUCUUGGAAUGAUGACCGGAAUUCCACCAAUAACUCCAAUGAUGCCUGGCUUGGGAAUAGUACCUCCUCCAAUUCCACCAGAUAUGCCAGUAGUAAAAGAGAUCAUACACUGUAAAAGCUGCACACUUUUCCCUCCAAAUCCAAAUCUUCCACCUCCUGCAACCCGAGAACGACCACCAGGAUGCAAAACAGUAUUUGUGGGUGGCCUGCCUGAAAAUGGGACAGAGCAGAUCAUCGUGGAAGUGUUUGAACAGUGUGGAGAGAUCAUUGCUAUUCGGAAGAGCAAAAAGAAUUUUUGUCACAUUCGCUUUGCUGAGGAGUACAUGGUGGACAAAGCCCUUUAUCUUUCUGGUUACCGCAUUCGCCUGGGCUCUAGCACUGACAAGAAGGACACAGGCCGCCUCCACGUUGAUUUUGCACAAGCUCGAGAUGAUCUGUAUGAGUGGGAAUGCAAACAGCGUAUGCUAGCAAGGGAGGAGCGCCACCGUAGAAGGAUGGAAGAAGAACGAUUGCGCCCACCAUCCCCACCCCCAGUGGUCCACUAUUCAGAUCAUGAAUGCAGUAUUGUUGCUGAAAAACUAAAAGAUGAUUCCAAAUUCUCAGAAGCCGUGCAGACCUUGCUCACUUGGAUUGAGCGAGGAGAGGUGAACCGUCGCAGUGCCAACAACUUUUACUCCAUGAUCCAAUCGGCCAACAGCCACAUCCGUCGCCUGGUGAAUGAGAAAGUUGCCCAUGAGAAAGACAUGGAGGAAGCAAAGGAGAAGUUCAAGCAGGCCCUUUCUGGAAUUCUCAUUCAGUUUGAGCAGAUAGUUGCUGUGUACCAUUCUGCCUCCAAACAAAAGGCAUGGGACCACUUCACAAAAGCCCAGCGUAAAAACAUCAGCGUCUGGUGCAAACAAGCUGAGGAAAUCCGUAACAUACAUAAUGAUGAAUUAAUGGGAAUCAGGAGAGAAGAAGAAAUGGAGAUGUCUGAUGAUGAAAUAGAAGAAAAAACAGAAACAAAAGAAACUGAGGAAUCAGCCUUAGUAUCACAGGCAGAAGCUCUGAAGGAAGAAAAUGACAGCCUCCGUUGGCAGCUCGAUGCUUAUCGGAAUGAAGUAGAACUACUUAAGCAAGAACAAGGCAAAGCCCACAAAGAAGAUGACCCAAACAAGGAACAACAGUUGAAACUCCUGCAACAAGCCCUGCAAGGAAUGCAACAGCAUCUACUCAAAGUCCAAGAGGAAUACAAAAGGAAAGAUGCUGAACUUGAAAAAAUCAAAGAUGAAAAGUUACAGGUGGAAAAAAUGUUGGAAAAUCUUAAAGAAAAGGAAAACUGUGCUUCUAGACUGUGUGCAUCGAGCCAGGAUAGUGACUACCCUAUUGAGAAGACCCUGAACAGCAGUCCUAUCAAAUCUGAACGUGAAGCACUGCUAGUGGGGAUUAUCUCCACAUUCCUUCAUGUUCACCCAUUUGGAGCAAGCAUUGAAUACAUCUGUUCCUACUUGCACCGUCUAGAUAAUAAGAUCUGCACCAGUGAUGUGGAAUGUCUCAUGAGCAGACUUCAGCAUACCUUCAAGCAAGAAAUGACUGGAGUUGGAGCCAGUCUAGAGAAGAGAUGGAAGUUCUGUGGCUUUGAGGGCUUGAAACUGACCUAAAUUCAUCUACCUAACAACCUGGGAUCCUGAAAAUAAAUGUGUGUUGGACAAGCUUAGAAAGUGAUUUGUAUUUUCAAUGGUUUCCAGUGGAAAUUGCUUUAAAUUUGUUCAUUCAUUCCUGGAAUCUAUUUUGACUUAAAAUAAGGAUCCUAGAGCAGCACCUCAAGCUACAGGCCCUAAAAAGAAAUUUACUCAAACCUCAAGUGCUGUAACUUUCUCCCUUUCUGUCAGUUGUCUUUUUUAUUAGUAGUAUUGUACAAGGCCUGAGGCUAAAGAGUAUUUGGUGUGUUUUCGAUGUCUGUACUACUGUUGUAGACUUCGGUAUUUUUUUAAACACUGUUAACUGAAAUAUUUUGAUGAUUUGUGUGUGGUUUGUGUUUCAAAAGUUCUCUUCACAUUAAUGUUGCUACUGGUGAGAGGAAUGUGAGGAGCACUAGAUACUCCAUAACUGAUGUUGUCUAGUAAGUGAAUAACAUAUCAGUCUUCUAGAAGGUUUUGACCAGGUUCACCUUUUAAAAGACAAAGCAUGAUAUGUGGCUUUUGCAAAUUACUGUCAAACAAAAGUUGACAACUGUUCCAAACUUAUUUUCUCUAAUAUAGCAAGUAAAAAGUUUAUUUCAGAAUUUUCAAAAAAACACAAAUCUCCAUGUAUGUGCAGAAAGCAAGUCUCCAGUAUGACUGGCAUGUGUGUGUGCUAUUUAGAAUCACCCUGUAAAUAGUCUGCUUUUAAAGGAGGGAAUGUUUAGUUUUCUAUAAGUUAAAACACGUGUGUGCAUGUACGCAUGUGCACACACACAUUAGCAAAAGGGAUUUAUUUUAAUAUGUUUUCCCUCUGGCCUUCGUACAGAAUCUGUUGGUCCCUUUUCUUCUGUCAUUGCGUUGAAUUGCAAAGUGUUUACUGCUGUAAAUACUAUGUUUACUUUAUGCUGAAUGUUUUCAAAGAGUUGAUAAGAGUAUUAGUAGAAAACUCUUGGUAAUGAAUGAAUACUGGGCCAGUGUGUGUGAGGCUUCCUGCAAAUAGGUCAGCUCCACCUGAAGUGUCAGGAAUACCUCCAUAUUGCAAUGUCAGUGUGGGUGGACCAGUCAGGAGGUCCUGCUUGGUGGAAGAGAAAGGGGAAAAUAAGGAUUUGGGGCUAAUAUCCUGAGGCAUAGAUGAUCUUUUCUUUUUUGGUAUUGGUGGUGCUUAUAAGAACAUAAGCAUGCCCUCCCUUGAGCUUUGAUUCAAAAUAACUGAAUGUACUAAGUAAGCAAAGCCGAUGAAGAGUAUUUCAGGAAAAUACUUUGUAAAUGAGAUGUCAGUAGUGUUCAAAGUUGUAUUUUUGAAAGAUAAAUAUUCAUUUUUUAUAACUCA
Molecule: messenger RNA, 3462 nt
Organism: Eptesicus fuscus (big brown bat)
Lineage: Eukaryota; Metazoa; Chordata; Mammalia; Chiroptera; Vespertilionidae
Gene: ENOX2
Product: ecto-NOX disulfide-thiol exchanger 2
Exons: 15
Coding region: 366-2111 (581 amino acids)
Biological process (GO): ultradian rhythm
Cellular component (GO): plasma membrane; external side of plasma membrane
Molecular function (GO): protein-disulfide reductase activity; RNA binding
Source: RefSeq, a predicted model, not a curated record